CAUUUCUUAAGCCAGAUUGCGCGAAGUCAUCUUUCUGCCGUUGUUGCCCGCAUGCUUUUUGGGGCCGAAAGCAUUUUGCUUGCUGAACGACCCAGCACGGCUUGCGAAGUUGGCAGUGCAUCUCCUCUGUGAAACGGCAGCCGCAGGGCUGAGGCCAACCGAGGACUGGAGAGCGUGGCAGCUGGCGGGCCUUUCUCACCCCCAAGCGACUUUCUGAUCCUUCCGGGCUUCAUCGACUUCACAGCAGACGAGGUGGACCUCACCUCAGCGCUGACCCGCAAGAUCACGCUGAAGACGCCGCUCAUCUCCUCCCCGAUGGACACCGUCACGGAGUCGGACAUGGCCAUUGCGAUGGCGCUCAUGGGUGGCAUCGGGAUCAUCCACCACAACUGCACCCCCGAAUUCCAGGCCAACGAGGUCCGUAAAGUCAAGAAAUUUGAGCAGGGCUUCAUCACGGACCCCGUGGUGCUGAGCCCGACCCACACGGUGGGAGACGUGUUUGAGGCGAAGGUCCGGCACGGCUUCUCCGGCAUCCCGGUCACCGAGACGGGCAAGAUGGGCAGCAAGCUCGUGGGCAUCGUCACCUCCCGCGACAUCGACUUCCUCUCCGAGAAGGACUACGGCGUUCCGCUCAGCGAGGUCAUGACGAAGCGCAACGACCUCGUGGUGGCCCCGGCAGGCGUCACCCUGAAGGAGGCCAACGAGAUCCUGCAGCGGAGCAAGAAAGGGAAGCUCCCCAUCGUGAACGGGGUGGACGAGCUGGUGGCCAUCAUCGCCCGCACGGACCUCAAGAAGAACCGGGACUACCCGCUGGCCUCCAAGGACUCGCGCAAGCAGCUGCUGUGCGGGGCGGCCGUCGGCACCCGGGAGGACGACAAGUACCGGCUGGACCUGCUCAUGCAGGCGGGCGUGGACGUGGUCGUGCUGGAUUCAUCUCAGGGAAACUCCGUGUAUCAGAUCAACAUGAUCCACUAUAUCAAGCAGAAGUACCCAGAGCUGCAGGUCAUUGGAGGGAAUGGAUGCACAGUGGUGACAGCCGCCCAGGCCAAGAACCUCAUCGACGCCGGCGUGGAUGCGCUGCGCGUGGGCAUGGGCUGCGGCUCCAUCUGCAUCACGCAGGAAGUGAUGGCGUGCGGCCGGCCCCAGGGCACGGCGGUGUACAAGGUGGCGGAGUACGCGCGCAGGUUCGGCGUGCCCGUGAUUGCUGACGGCGGCAUCCAGACAGUGGGCCACGUGGUCAAGGCGCUCUCCCUGGGGGCCUCCACAGUCAUGAUGGGCUCCUUGCUGGCUGCCACCACGGAGGCUCCGGGUGAGUACUUCUUCUCCGAUGGAGUCCGGCUGAAGAAGUACCGGGGAAUGGGCUCGCUCGACGCCAUGGAGAAAAGCAGCAGCAGCCAGAAGCGCUACUUCAGUGAGGGGGACAAGGUCAAGGUGGCCCAGGGCGUCUCGGGCUCCAUCCAGGACAAGGGCUCCAUCCAGAAGUUCGUGCCCUACCUGAUUGCUGGCAUCCAGCACGGCUGCCAGGACAUCGGUGCCAAGAGCCUGUCCAUCCUGCGCUCCAUGAUGUACUCGGGGGAACUGAAGUUUGAGAAGCGGACGAUGUCGGCCCAGAUCGAGGGGGGCGUCCACGGCCUCCACUCUUACGAGAAGCGGCUGUACUGAGGACGGCUUCCGGAGCAGCAGCCAGCGGUCUGGGCCCAGCAUCCCCGUGCCCAGCGCUGCCGCCAGUGCCCGCUGCCACCACCCCUGACCGGCAGGCUGAGCCGCACAGGCCUCCCUGGCGGGCAGCCGAGACUUGCACUACGGACCACCCCACCGGGGCGCGGGGCCCCCCCGCCCCAGUGGGCAGGACUUGCUGGGGUCCUGACGGAACUCUCGGGGGAGGGAGUGUCUCGGGGGGACACGGGAGCCCCCGUGGCCGUUCCCUGGUGGCCGGCUCUCCUUUCCGCAGGGAGGGGCCCGGGGCCUCCCAGUGGCCAUGCCUUCCCCCUGCUUUUCUCCCCGCCCCGGCCUCUUCCCCUGCGCCCCCGAUUUCCCACAGCGGGGUGGGGGGGCCCUCUCCAUCCCGGCAGUGUGUGUGGAGCAGGGGAGGGGCACCCCGCCCUGCUGCCCCGCACAGCCUGUUUCCUGGGGGCCCUCCCAGGUGGGGCUCUGCGCUGUCUCAGGUCUGCUCCGGCCGCCCGGCUGGCGCAUCAGAGCUCUCUGUGCAGGGCAGGGGCUGCCAGCCCCGCCAGCGCCGCCCUCGUGGGGGCCACCGCCUCUGCCCGCCGCUUCGGGCCCUCUCGGACUGGCCAUGGGCCACGGAGCUCCAGGGUGCGGGGCGCGUCUCCUCUGCCUGGGAGCCCGGCCAGUGCCAGGGCUGGCCACCCAGGCCGGAGACCGAGAGGCUGCCCCGGCCCUCCAGCCAGGCUCCUAAGAUGCAGCUCUCUCCAGCCCACCCCCUCCCCUCCCCUCCCCCCCCCGGCCCACGACCCCCGCGCAUGUUGGGCCCCACAUGGUGGUGCUGCGUAGUCUUGCCUAAUAAA
Varanus komodoensis (Komodo dragon) is the source of this 2525-nucleotide messenger RNA. RefSeq names its product inosine monophosphate dehydrogenase 1 (gene IMPDH1). Lineage: Eukaryota; Metazoa; Chordata; Lepidosauria; Squamata; Varanidae. The transcript has 14 exons. Bases 316 to 1662 code for a protein of 448 amino acids. The record is from RefSeq and is a predicted model, not a curated record. Gene Ontology annotation, biological process: GTP biosynthetic process. Gene Ontology annotation, molecular function: IMP dehydrogenase activity. Gene Ontology annotation, cellular component: cytoplasm.